This is a messenger RNA of Cynoglossus semilaevis (tongue sole), 2774 nucleotides long. It is a transcript of the gene srfb, whose product is annotated as serum response factor b. Lineage: Eukaryota; Metazoa; Chordata; Actinopteri; Pleuronectiformes; Cynoglossidae. Gene Ontology annotation, molecular function: DNA-binding transcription factor activity, RNA polymerase II-specific; protein dimerization activity; cis-regulatory region sequence-specific DNA binding. The coding region runs from base 250 to 2001 and encodes 583 amino acids. The transcript has 8 exons. The record is from RefSeq and is a predicted model, not a curated record. Gene Ontology annotation, biological process: positive regulation of transcription by RNA polymerase II.
AGAAAGUGCUCAUAGUUUUGGAUAUAGAGGAGGAGUGUGAAGCAGCUGAGCCGGGGCUUGACGGUUUUGGGGUCACCACCACUUUUGAAAGUUUGUCUCGAGUGUUUCCUGGAGUCUCCAAACUAUUUGCCUGCCUCUUUUGUUUACGUUUCACGGUACAGCAGAAGUGUAUGCGUUUAUCAGUCAUUCACCGCACCACGCUCUUCAGCUUGUUGGGCUGGUGUCCACAGAUUCGGUCCAUUGAAUAGAAUGUUACCGAGCCAGGUAGGAUCAGCACCAUCUGGAAACGGGUCAUCUUCUAACAGAGGAACCGCGGGACACUGUUCGGGGGUUGUCGGAGGCGGAGUCCGUCCAGUUUUAGUCAGAGCAGUGCAAGGUUUACCGGGGGUCAGCAGCGAGAGCCUAGAGGUGCGACAAGGGGACAGAAACGGCAACAGGAUGCUUGGAGCUAAUGGUCCAGGUGGUCCAAAAGGUGCACGGCCGGGAAACGGCACAGGGCUGACUACUCUGCAGACCGCUGUCCAGGGAAACAUGGUGGGCUUAAAUGCAGGGGUCGUCUUACCUCACGGAGCCCGGUUCGACAAUGAGAGAGAGAACGCUCCGCUGUGCAGCGGCUCGGACAUUGACUCGGACUCCGGGGAUGAUGAUGACCCAGUGGGUUCACUUGGGGACAGCAGGAGAGGGGUUAAGCGAGAGAGGGGAGAGAUGGAGGCUGCGGUGGUGGGACAGGAGGUUGGCGUUCCACCGGGAGGUUACGGCAUUGUGCCCGGCGGGGUUGUAGGUGCAAAGCCGGGAAAGAAGACACGGGGGCGCGUGAAGAUAAAGAUGGAGUUUAUUGACAAUAAGUUGAGACGGUACACGACAUUCAGCAAGAGGAAGACGGGUAUUAUGAAGAAGGCGUACGAGCUCUCUACACUGACAGGAACCCAGGUUUUAUUGCUUGUGGCAAGUGAAACAGGCCACGUUUACACAUUUGCCACUCGCAAACUUCAGCCGAUGAUCACCAGUGAGACGGGCAAAGCCUUGAUCCAAACAUGCCUCAACUCACCGGACUCCCCUCCACGGUCAGACCCCUCCACAGACCAGAGGAUGAGUGCUACAGGCUUUGAGGAGACAGACCUCACCUAUCAGGUGUCAGAGUCUGAGAGCAUGGGUGACACUAAGGAUACACUGAAGCCAUCGUUAACGGUAGCCAAUCUACCAGGCACUGCCAGCAGUGGUCAGUCAACAGUACCCACCACCUCCACCACCAUGCAGGUUAGCAGCGGACACUCAUUUCCUGUAACCAACUACUUGGCACCAGUCUCGGCCAGCAGCAACGUCAGCGCCAACAGUACCGUCCUGAAGGCUGCUGGUGCCUCCACAGGAGUCAUGCAGCUGCCCAGUGGGUUCACUUUCAUGCCUGCAGGCACUCCUCUUCCUCCUGGCACCCCUGCCAUUCCUCUGAGCCAGCUGCAGCAGCACUCCCUCACCCUCCAGGGGCAGCAUGGUCAGACGCUGGCUGCCGCCCAGCAGCCUCAGCAGGGACAGCAGGCUGUCUUCCGCUUUCCUGCUGCUGUCUCUCUCACAGGAGCAGGCGUUCCUCAGCAGCUCCAGGCCAUCCAGGUCCACCCCAACACCCAGUCCUCUAACAAUGACAACAGCCAAGACAUCUCCACUAACUCCACUGCCAGUCUCCCAGCAACCAUCGUCACUUCGUCAGUCCCAACGUCUGUGGCGGGUCACAUGAUGUACCACAGCCCCCACGCUGUCAUGUACGCCUCUACGCCCACUUUAGCUGACGGAGGGCUGGCAGUGCUCAACGCCUUCUCCCAGGGCACGUCAGCCAUGCAGAUGUCCCACUCACAGGGCCAAGAUGCGGGUGCCGUCCCUCAGGUGUUCCUCGCUGCACCUCCAGGCACUGUCCAGAUCCCCGUCUCCGCCGUGCAGCUACACCCAGUACGGCAAGAUCUGCAUUAUACAAAUGGUGAUUGGGCAGCAGUCGAGCGGCAGCAGCAGUAACCUGACAGAGCUGCAGGUGGUCAACCUGGACGCCACACACAACUCCAAGAGCGACUGACAGGGACUGACGGAGGGAGCGUUGUAACACAGUACACCCAGGGACACACACACACGUACAUACAUACAUGUACAUCGUUUCAUUGAUGCCUUCCUAAUGACCUUAUACAAAGUUAUAUAUAUAUAAAUAUUUUUUAUAUAUUUAUAUGUAAUAUAUAUAUAACAUAUAAAUACAUGAAAUGCAUCUAUUUAUAUAUGUAUAUAUGUAAACGUACAUAUAUACGUAUAUAUGCAUGUAGGUAUAUAUGUACAUAUGUGUGUAUAUGUAUAUAUGUACAUAUAUGUUACAUUAUCCCAAAUGCAUAGGAAAUGGGAAAACACCCUGUAUUUUUGAGUGCGUGUUUGUGUGUGUGUGUGUGUUUGUGUGUUAUUUUACACGUUUGGUGUCAGAGGUUCACACCAGCCAAAGAGACAUGAGUGUGUCAGAAUGUUCCAGUGUGAGCUGUUUGUGCAGGAGCCUUUGCGUCUGUGUGUGACUUUAAAAACACUUGUUGACUUAAAAAAUGUACAUACUUUUUUUUUUUAUUAUUAUUAUUUUUAAGCGACAACUUGUAUUAUUUUUUUUUAGCCUGGUUUAGUUUUGGCAACAGCAUGUAGUUGUUUUUUUAUGUUUUUGUUUCUUUGGCUUUUAUGUAUGUACAUGAAAAUGAUUUGCAUAAGGAAAGUUAUUUACAUGUUCAUGUAAAUUAAUUUAAUAUACCAUUUAUGAUGUUGAC